CAGCUGAUGUCAAAUAAUUCGUCAUUAUUCUGUAAUUCGACUCGAUUCGUUUGUUUCUUGUUGUGAUCAGUAAAUGUUUCUAAAAUAUUUUAAAAUAAUGAAAUCUAUGUCAUUCAAACACAAACCAAUAUACAGUGAGACCUAAGAACCACAACAAAUUAUACUUGAAAUAAUAAAGUUGCGGUAAUUCGCUACACAAUGUUUUCGAACAUUUUAUGUUCCUAUUAAAAUUUGUUGAAAAUUAUUGAUGUAUGACAAUGAACAGCAAAAUUUUGAAUACAUUAGUUAAUGCUAUAGAUAACAAAGAAGAUGUUAGAAAAAGGAUUGAAAAUGGCAAACAAACAUUGCAAGAACUACUGAACUGUGUACAAAAUUCUCAAAAUCGUUUUGGAGGCAAAUCUGAACUGGCUACUGAGGAUGAUAUAAGAAUAACUCUUCUUUGUGAUAAGUGGGAAAAAGUUCUGAGUCAUGGCAUCCGGACCAACUUGUCCAACUCUGCACUGCAGACAUUGGUCACAGCAGGGUUAAACUUCACAUUCAACAUUGUAAAUAUUGGAAAUUCACUAUGGAGUUAUACAUGCCUACAUUUGACAAAACAUGAGAAGGAGAGAUUCAAAAUAUUGACAAACAUCAACACACCACUGGGAUAUUUUAGAGCUUUCUUACGUGCUGCUUUGAAUGAAAGAUCUUUAGAGAGAUACCUUCAUAGCUGGAUUACUCAUGGUCUUCUAAUGGAGUAUUAUGAAGAAGGGUCAUUAGUAAGGGACCCUGAAUCAUCUAAUUUACUUCCAAAUAUGGCAGCAGGGUUAUCAUCCAUAUUGUUCGCGCUAUCAAUCGACAGGGCCGAAUUGAAUGACACGCAGCACGCCAGCCAAAUCAAUAAAGCGGAACCAGUUAUACCAUUACCGACGCCAGUAAGGUCUAGUAAUUUAAAAAGGAAACCAUUGAGACAAGUCAUAUCAUUUGAUAAAAAUGAACAAACUAAUAAACCAAAACAAAGAAUUGAGCCUAUACCACCACAAGGCGACAGAUCUAGUUGGAAUAGCGCGCCUGCCACUUGCCUAAAUUCGCCUGACCCUAAAGUGGUACAAGUCGCUUCCAGCAGUGAACCGACCAGUACCGAGUACAAAAGUAGCAUACGGCACUUUUUCCCUGAAAGUGUGAAAGGGAUAGAUAGCCCAUCACAGAUUCUCUCCAGGUUAUCUGAAUGCGCCAAAGAAAUAUUCACAUCAUCUAAUAGUAUAGACACGAAUAACGUUAUAAGAGACGAUGUUUCGGAACUAAGUAUAAAUAAUAUGAAAAUAUCAGAGAGUGACAGUGAGGAGGUUGCUGGCAGUAUAAAUGGCAGCACGUCGUGUCUCGAACUUUGCUUUACUGAAGAUGAAAGUGUACCUGAAGAUAAACAUGUUAAUACUUUAUAUGGAAUGAAAGAAAAGGAGUAUUUAAAUUUACAGUUGAAAUGUAGUCAGAUCGAAAUAGCUAGUAAGGAGAAGAUACAGAAAUUAGAAAAAGUAGUAAUGGAUUUAAGCAAAGAAAAUGACAGAUUAAAAGAUCAACUGAGACAGUAUAUGUCGGCUGUGGAACUGGGUAUAGCUUUAAAAAAUGGUGAAAGUGAGAACGAAGAAGUGAGUCAGUAUGAAAAGAAGCUAGUGCAGGUAGCAGAAAUGCAUGCAGAGCUUAUGGAGUUUAACCAGCACCUCCAGAGGCGACUCCGGGAGCUGGAGGAGACGUCGUGCGAAAUCCUGGAUUACCCAGAGUCCAACGUCAAAGUUCACAUUCCCAGUGCGUUCCUUGUGGGAAAGAAAACGCAUUCCUAUCACGUAUACCAGAUCUUUUUAAAGCUUGGCCAAGAAGAAUGGAACGUGUAUCACAGAUAUGCAAAAUUCCACGAAUUGCACACACAACUGAAAAAAUGUCAUCCAGAUAUAGCAACUUACAAAUUUCCACCAAAGAAAACUUUAAGGAAGCGAGACGCGCACGUGGUGGAGUGUCGGCGCGUGGCUCUACAGGCGUACCUCCGCCACGUGCUGCUCGUGCUGCCCGAGCUGCGACAGUGCACCAGCCGAGCGCACCUCGUCACUCUGCUGCCGUUCUUCGGCAUAUCAUCAACAAGAGAAAACGGUUUAAAUCACACACUUGACCGCCAACAGUCGACGGAAUCUGUUUCCACUUACGAUGGUAUAUAAGACCGCGUUAGGGUGAGUAAUCUGGAGUAUAGUCUAAAAAAAUAUGGCAAGCAUUACAUAUUAUGCGAUAGACAAUUGUUUGGGAUAAGUUCGAAAGAGUUUUCAAACACAAUUGGUAUUACAUUAAUUAGCUUCGAAACAUAAUUAGGAAUAAUAUUUCUGUAUGACAUAAUGCAAUGAACUAAUAAUUCUGUAAUUAUUUAGUCCUGUUUUCAAAAAGCCCGAGUAAAAUAAGUACUACAUAAUAAUAGUUACUGAUAUUUACAACGUAAGAAACGUAUACAUAGGUUAAUAAUUUCCAGUUUCAUACAUUUUUUAAAAUAUUUGUAGUGCACGGUAUUUUAUAUUCGAAACUAAAGUCGUAAUUAGAUGGAAUCACAGUAUCGCAAAUAACAGGGUUAUCCAGUUAUUUAGCAAAGCUGAUAUUAUAAUAUGUAAAUGAUACCUAACUCAUCAUCAAGUUAUCAAAUAUAUUUUAGAACAGCAUGCUAUUUAGUAAUGAUAGUCUUACUAAUAAAGAACAGAGUUUAAUUAUUGUUUUCACUUUUUGGUUUGUAUAUAUAUUGUAACAAAAGCGAAUAGAUUGUAUGGAUUUUGGUCUUAAGUAAGUGCAUAUUUUUGUAAUUUUAUAAGAGUACCAAAUGUUGUAAAUACAAAGAAUUAUUAUUUACACGGGUAAAUAAAAAUUCUUUGUAUAGUUUUCCGCCACGAGGCGGUAAUUUUUAACAUAGUGUAGAUGAUUUAAUGUGCAUAAAAGUUAAUUUAUAUUUUGUUGUUAAUGCAAUAACAAUAUGGUUCAGUUAUAUAAACGCUGAUAUAGGAAUGAAUUAAAGCCGUAGCUUACUAGUUAAAGCUAUAUUCGAAUUCUGGAAGAGAACUAUUACUUGAUAAUCUUACUCUUAUCUUUGCUUAUCAUUCUGUACUUCUCCUUAUUAAAAUAUAGGUUAUAAAUGCAAUUUGUAUAAAGUAUCAAAGAUAAAUUAAUAAUGAUAACCUAACGUAUUAUCUAUAUUUUUUCCGUGGGUGGGUACAAUAUUAUUAUUGACUCUGUGAUAUACAAUGCAAAAUAUUACAAUAAUCACUUUUAUACUUAUAAAUAUAAAAUGAUGAUGUUAUCGUCAGUGAAAACGACCUCUCGACGACACGGUAAUAAGUAUAGGAUUGAGAUAUUAUAAUUUAUUAUAACCCACAAAAUUAUGCUAAUCAAUCAGUUUAAAAAUAUUAUUAUUUGAUGGUGUCACGUUUUUGAGGCCUUCCAAUCUAUUUUUUUUAUUCCUUACCUUUUCCAAGACUGACUAUUAGUCAGUCAGUCUUAAAUAAUAAUUAUAAGAUAUUAAUUUAUGUAUUACUUAUUAUCCUAGAAAAUACUACUACUCCUACUUUUAAUGUAAAUUAUCUCCAAUUCGUCCUAUUGCUUUUUUGCUUGUUGUAAACAUAACAUGAAAGUUCAUAGACUCGUUUUUAGACUUAUCUCGAUUCUUGGGAUAAAAGUAAGUUCAGUAGACCAAGAGAUUAGGAAAAUACACUAUGUAUAUGUAUGCAAAUGGUCUGUGUUAUCAUUACUUAUUAUAAAACAUGAUAAAAUAAGUUUAACUUGAUUCGCAUCUAAACGAGAGAUCGAAUAAUCGAAUUUGCCUCAGACCAUUGACCAGGUAAAAUAAUGCAAUUACUAUGUGAUAAUAAAAUAUAUUUAAAGUAGUUUUUAAUUGUAAAUUAUAUUAAAAACCAGCGAAGCUAUCUUGCUUACGACCCACGCAACUUCAAGUGGGUUACUAUGACCUCUUAAGUCCAUUGGUUUACUGAGCGCCAUUGCUAAUCAAUAACAAAACUGAAUCUAUAAUACGGUCAUAGUACUGAUUAGCAAUGCAACUUGGUAAACCAGGUCAUGAUAGGAACUCGGUAGGUAUAGAUUUUUCAUUUAUGUUCUACAAAAUAAAUGUUUAAAAAAGUACCUAAUCCUAGAAUUAUGUAUUUAUUUUGAUUGUUUUUUCAAAAGAUUUUUGUUAUCAUUUUUAAAAUUUUAAGUCAUAUCGUGAAAGAAGCUUUAGACCGUUUAUAUCAAUCACAUUACUUAAUACAAAGAAAUUCAAGUAUUAAAACAUGAAACCCUACCUCUACUCUAUACAUUGAUAUAUACUAUAAAACAUUUAAGUUUUAUUUAUUUUACAUAGAUUAACUAAUAAUUUAUGUUAAAAACAUAUGUAUAUUAUGAUAUUAAGAAAUAAAAAUGUUAUUUAGAU
Molecule: messenger RNA, 4426 nt
Organism: Amyelois transitella
Lineage: Eukaryota; Metazoa; Arthropoda; Insecta; Lepidoptera; Pyralidae
Product: sorting nexin-29
Exons: 11
Coding region: 252-2186 (644 amino acids)
Molecular function (GO): phosphatidylinositol binding
Source: RefSeq, a predicted model, not a curated record